Messenger RNA from Quercus lobata, 438 nucleotides. RefSeq names its product S-protein homolog 5-like. The coding region runs from base 1 to 438 and encodes 145 amino acids. The record is from RefSeq and is a predicted model, not a curated record. The transcript has a single exon. NCBI's taxonomy places the organism in Eukaryota, Viridiplantae, Streptophyta, Magnoliopsida, Fagales, Fagaceae.
AUGAAGAUUUCUAUCAGACUUUUGCUUACUCUCUCUGUAGCCAUUGUAUUGUUAGUUAUUUUUAUGUCAAUGUUACGACCUGCAGAGCCCUUAAAUGGUGGUUCUGAAUAUGAAGUUCGCGUGGUCAAUGGGUUCACAAACAACUCCUCAUUGCCUCUGGUCAUUUGGUGUGCUUCAAAAGACAGUGAAUUGGGAGGACGUGCACUUCAAGAGCAUGACGAUUUCAGCUGGAGACUCAAGACCAACAUAUGGGGCACCACUCAUUUUUGGUGCACCAUGAAAUGGGACCAAAUGAGGAAGAGUUUUGAUGCGUUUAAGGCUUCCAGAGAUGCUUAUCGAUGUGGGACUGCUAGGAAGUGCUCUUGGUUGGUCAAAGAGGAUGGGUUUUAUUUCAGCAACGAUGAAGUGAAUUGGCAAAAGGACUUUCCAUGGUACUAG